Jaculus jaculus (lesser Egyptian jerboa) is the source of this 2534-nucleotide messenger RNA. It is a transcript of the gene Tbl3, whose product is annotated as transducin beta like 3. Gene Ontology annotation, molecular function: protein binding; U3 snoRNA binding. The record is from RefSeq and is a predicted model, not a curated record. The coding region runs from base 18 to 2519 and encodes 833 amino acids. NCBI's taxonomy places the organism in Eukaryota, Metazoa, Chordata, Mammalia, Rodentia, Dipodidae. Gene Ontology annotation, cellular component: 90S preribosome; small-subunit processome; nucleolus. The transcript has 22 exons. Gene Ontology annotation, biological process: endonucleolytic cleavage to generate mature 5'-end of SSU-rRNA from (SSU-rRNA, 5.8S rRNA, LSU-rRNA); endonucleolytic cleavage in 5'-ETS of tricistronic rRNA transcript (SSU-rRNA, 5.8S rRNA, LSU-rRNA).
CUCACGCGGCGCGGGCCAUGGCCGAGACGGCGGCGGCCGUGGGCCGCUUCAAAGCCAACUAUGCUGUUGAACGCAAGAUCGAGCCUUUCUAUAAGGGCGGGAAAGCACAGUUAGACCAGACUGGCCAAUUCCUUUUCUGUGUCUGUGGUACCAAAGUCAAUAUCUUGGAUGUGGCCUCUGGGUCUUUGCUGCGGAGCCUGGAGCAGGAGGACCAAGAGGACAUCACUACCUUUGACCUCAGUCCUGAUGAUGAGGUGCUGGUGACAGCCAGCCGGGCACUGCUGCUGGCUCAGUGGAACUGGCGAAACGGUAGUGUCACCCGGCUUUGGAAAGCUAUACACACAGCCCCGGUGGCUGCCCUAGCAUUUGACCCCACUUCUACACUGCUAGCCACAGGUGGCUGUGAUGGGGGCAUCCGUGUCUGGGACAUUGUGAGGCACUAUGGGACACACCACCUUCGGGGCUCUACUGGUGUUGUGCAUUUGGUGGCCUUCCACCCCGACCCCGCUCGCCUGCUGCUCUUCUCCUCCGCCACAGAUGGCGCCAUCCGGGUGUGGUCACUUCAGGACCGUUCAUGCCUGAAUGUGCUGACCACACACUACAGUGCUGUUACCUCACUGUCCUUUAGUGCUGACGGCUCUACCAUGCUCAGCUCUGGCCGUGACAAGAUCUGCAUGGUCUGGGACCUUCAGAGCUUCCAGGCCACAAGGACUGUGACAGUGUUUGAGAGUGUGGAGGCUGCUGUGCUGUUGCCUGAAGAGCCAGCUCCUGCAUUGGGUGUGAAGAAUUCAGGCCUGCACUUCUUAACGGCUGGUGACCAAGGAGUCCUCCGCGUGUGGGAGGCAGCUUCUGGACAGUGUGUGUACACCCAGCCACAGCUGCCGUGCCCAGGGCAGGAGCUGACCCACUGCACCCUGGCCCGCACUGCUGACUUACUCCUCAGUGUCACUGCGGACCACAACCUGCUUCUCUACGAGGCACAUUCCCUACAGCUUCAGAAACAAUUUGCUGGCUAUAGCGAGGAGGUGUUAGAUGUCCGGUUCCUUGGACCUGAAGACUCCUACAUUGUUGUGGCCUCCAACAGUCCUUGCCUGAAAGUAUUUGAGUUGCAGACUUCAACCUGCCAGAUUCUUCAUGGCCACACUGACAUUGUUCUGGCCCUGGAUGUGUUCCGGAAAGGAUGGCUCUUUGCCAGCUGUGCCAAGGAUCAGAGCAUCCGCAUCUGGAGGAUGAGCAGGGCUGGCCAGGUGACCUGUGUGGCUCAAGGCUCUGGGCACACACACAGCGUGGGCACCAUCUGCUGCUCUAGGCUGAAAGAGUCCUUCCUGGUGACAGGCAGUCAGGACUGCACUGUGAAGCUGUGGCCCCUUCCUGAAACCCUGCUAUCCAAGAACAAAGCUGUGGAUACCGAGCCCAUCGUGGUGCAGGCCCAGACCACCCAACGCUGUCAUGACAAGGAUAUCAACAGUGUGGCUGUCUCCCCUAAUGACAAACUGCUGGCCACGGGCUCACAGGACCGCACAGCUAAACUCUGGGCUCUGCCUCAGUGCCAGCUGCUAGGUGUUUUCUCAGGCCACCGACGUGGACUUUGGAAUGUCCAGUUCUCACCCAUGGACCAAGUGCUAGCCACAGCCUCGGCUGAUGGCACCAUCAAGCUGUGGUCACUGCAGGACUUUAGCUGUCUCAAGACUUUUGAGGGACACGAUGCUUCUGUGCUGAAGGUGGCCUUUGUUAGCCGUGGCUCGCAGCUGCUGUCCAGUGGCUCUGAUGGGCUUCUGAAACUGUGGACCAUCAAGAGCAAUGAGUGUGUGCGGACACUAGACGCCCAUGAGGACAAGGUCUGGGGACUGCACUGUAGCCGGCUGGACGACUACGCUCUCACUGGUGGCAGCGACUCGCGAGUCAUUCUCUGGAAGGAUGUGACAGAAGCUGAGCUGGCAGAGGAGCAGGCCAAGAGGGAGGAGCAAGUGGUCAAGCAGCAAGAACUAAACAAUCUGCUUCAUGAGAAGCGGUACCUGCGGGCACUGGGCCUGGCUAUCUCUCUGGAUCAUCCCCACACUGUGCUGACCAUUAUUCAAGCUAUCCGAAGGGAUCCCGAGGCCAGCGAGAAGCUGGAAGACACUGUGCUCCGACUGCGGCGAGAUCAGAAAGAGGCCCUGCUUCGCUUCUGUGUCACGUGGAACACCAACUCCCGGCAUUGCCAUGAAGCACAGGCUGUGCUGGGUGUGCUGCUGCGGCAUGAGGCCCCUGAGGAGCUGCUGGCCUAUGAGGGUGUGCGCGCUGCUGUAGAAGCCCUGCUGCCCUAUACUGAGCGGCAUUUUCAGAGACUUAGCCGGACACUGCAGGCAGCCACCUUCUUGGAUUUCCUGUGGCACAACAUGAAGCUGUCCCCACUCCCUGCCAUCCCCCCCAACCUUGUGAGACACAUAAAGUUGCACUUUUUUAUGUUGGUUCAUAAUGUGGGUAUCAGCAGUCUUUCCCAAGGUCAUGGUCAAGCAGAAUCCCACUCUAGGGGCUAAAGGCCACCCCUGCCA